ACAAUGGACCUACAGAAUUAUUCCUUGGUGUCAGAAUUUGUGUUGCACGGACUCUGCAAUUCACGGCAUCUCCAAUAUUUUUUCUUUAUAUUUUUCUCUCUGGCCUAUGUGACCAUUGUACUGGGUAACCUUCUCAUUGUGGUUACUGUCAUUUCUAACCCCCGCUUGCACUCUUCCCCUAUGUAUUUCCUACUGGGGAACCUAUCUUUUCUGGAUAUGUGGCUGGCCUCAUUUGCCACCCCCAAGAUGAUCAGGGACUUUCUUAGUGACAGAAAGCUCAUCUCUUUUGGUGGCUGUAUGGCUCAGAUAUUUUUCUUACACUUUAUUGGUGGUGCUGAGAUGGUGUUGCUAGUUUCCAUGGCCUAUGACAGAUAUGUGGCCAUAUGCAAACCCUUGCAUUACAUGACCAUGAUGAGCCGGCGAACUUGCAUUGGGCUGGUGUUGGUUUCAUGGACUAUUGGAUUUAUACACUCGAUCAGUCAAGUAGCCUUUACUGUGAAUUUACCUUAUUGUGGCCCCAAUGAGGUGGACAGCUUCUUCUGUGACCUCCCUCUGGUGAUAAAGCUUGCCUGCAUGGACACCUAUGUCUUGGGAUUACUUAUGAUUUCAGACAGUGGGUUGCUUUCCAUAAGCUGUUUUCUGCUCCUAAUGAUUUCCUACACUGUUAUCCUUGUCACUGUCCGACAGCGGUCAGCAGGAGGGGUCUAUAAAGCACUCUCCACUUGUUCUGCACACAUUAUGGUAGUCACACUGUUUUUUGGACCCUGCAUUUUCAUCUAUCUGUGGCCCUUCAGUAGAUUCUCUGUGGAUAAGCUACUGUCUGUGUUUUACACAAUUUUUACUCCACUCAUGAACCCACUUAUCUACACAUUGAGAAAUAAGGAGAUGAUAGCAUCUAUGAAGAAACUUUGGAACCAAUAUGUGACUUUUCACUGA
Molecule: messenger RNA, 936 nt
Organism: Chrysochloris asiatica (Cape golden mole)
Lineage: Eukaryota; Metazoa; Chordata; Mammalia; Afrosoricida; Chrysochloridae
Product: olfactory receptor 4K14-like
Exons: 1
Coding region: 4-936 (310 amino acids)
Biological process (GO): G protein-coupled receptor signaling pathway
Cellular component (GO): membrane
Molecular function (GO): olfactory receptor activity; G protein-coupled receptor activity
Source: RefSeq, a predicted model, not a curated record